UUCAAAAAGCAAAAUAUCUAUUAUCAAAACCCAUUUUAUAUAUGCCUUGAAAGAUCUGCAAUGGCGUAAUCAAAUUCUGUGCCUAACGGGGUGAAGAGUCAAGAGAGCAAAGUUCAAACUCUCCAAUACUGAAAAAGAAAAAAGAAAAAAACAUGGCAGAGAACAAACGGGAAAAGCACUUCGUGCUGGUGCAUGGGAUGUGCAAAGGAGCUUGGUGUUGGUACAAACUCAAAACCCAGCUCGAGUCUGCUGGUUACAGGGUCACAGCACUCGACCUAGCAGCUUCUGGAAUCAACAUGAAGAUGAAGUCAAUCGAAGAUAUUCUUACGUUUCAUGAAUACAGUGAGCCCUUGUUGGAGAUGCUAGCCUCCCUUCCUUCCAAUGAAAAAGUCAUACUUGUGGGACACAGCCUAGGGGGCAUCAAUUUGGCCCUGGCCAUGGACAAGUUUCCGGAAAAGAUUUCAGUUGGGGUUUUCUUAACAGCAUCCAUGCCAGAUACCACUCACCAGCCAUCAUAUGUUUUGGAUAAGUGCUUUGGGAACGUCUCAGCAGAGGAGUGGUUGGACACUCAAUAUUCACCCUACAGUGGACCUGAACAGCCCCUCAUAUCAGUGACGUUAGGCCCUCAGUUCAUGGCAUCCUAUCUUUAUCAGCAGUGCCCUGUUGAGGACCUUGAACUAGCCAAGACUUUGGUGAGGCCAGGAUCAGCAUUUCUACCAGAUUUGUCCAAGGCAACCAAGUUCUCUGAUGAGGGAUAUGGAUCCACAGCACGAGUCUAUCUUGUGUGCAAGGAGGAUAGAGUAAUGCCGGAGGAAUUCCAACGCUGGAUGAUCGAGAACCACCAGGUAAACAAUGUAAUGGAGAUUGAGGGUGCUGAUCAUAUGGCAAUGUUAUCCAAGCCGCAAGAAGUUUGCCGUUGUUUAUUAGAGAUUGGAAAACAAUAUGCCUGAAUUUGCUCUUAGCGUGGCAAAAACAAAUGAUGCUGUUGGCUAAAUUUAGUUCAUCAGUUUAUGUAUUUAUACCAAGUUGUUUUUCAUUUUUUUUUAUAUUGGGGAUGGGGGAAGAGACAUGUGAACUCAUAAUUCAAAAUAACUACUGAGUUAAAAUUUCAGAUUCAACUGUUUUUCAUUUUUAUAUAGAAGAAACCAUUAGCACAAUCUAGGUUAUGAAAAUACAAAUUUGCAUUCUUUUUUGUUACUUAAACUCCCACUAUCCAUCCACUUUGUCUGAGUCAACGCAUAAUAAAAUAAGAUAAUUUCCUCAUUGCAAUAAAUUUGUUAUUAAUGGAUUCAUUUCCUCCAUUUCAACUAUAGGCCCUGUUUCCCU
This is a messenger RNA of Durio zibethinus, 1326 nucleotides long. Its product is annotated as methylesterase 1-like. Lineage: Eukaryota; Viridiplantae; Streptophyta; Magnoliopsida; Malvales; Malvaceae. The record is from RefSeq and is a predicted model, not a curated record. Gene Ontology annotation, molecular function: methyl jasmonate esterase activity; methyl indole-3-acetate esterase activity; methyl salicylate esterase activity. Gene Ontology annotation, biological process: salicylic acid metabolic process; jasmonic acid metabolic process.